Molecule: messenger RNA, 2547 nt
Organism: Prorocentrum cordatum
Lineage: Eukaryota; Dinophyceae; Prorocentrales; Prorocentraceae
Source: the annotation of a GenBank genome assembly
AGCUCUCCAGUCGAGCCCGCCUCGGGCGCUGUGCUUCGGGCGCUCCCCGCGUGCUGAUGGCGCCGAAGGCGAAGUCGGCGAGUGGCAAGGCUAGCGCGGCGCAGGCGGAGAUCCAGAGAAGAAUUGCGGCCAGAGCGGGGCCGAAAGCUUCGCCCAAAGCCUCGCCCAAGCCCAAGCCGGCGCCCAAAGCCUCGCCAAGAGCUGAACCGAAGGCGCGCGGGAAGGCGAAGGCGGCGCCGACGCCGUCGCCCGCCAAGCGCACCGCGGACGGGGCGAUCAAGAAGUCGCGGUCCUCGCAGGCGCUGGAGCAGGCCAAGGCGAAGGCUUCGAGGGGCUCCUCAGGCUCCGGCGGCCGGCGCGUGGUGGACUCGCAAGUGCCCAACAGGGCGGGCUUGAGCGUCGUGGACGACUACUCGGUGAAGCUUAACCAGACGCACCUGGAGGGAGGGUCGAACAACAACAAGUUCUACAUCAUUCAGGUGCUGGAGGGUGACGGCAAGUACUUCGCCUGGAACCGCUGGGGCCGCGUGGGCGAGCCAGGGCAGAGCAAGCUGCAGGCGUGCGGCGGCCUCGCGCAGGCGGCCCAGGAGUUCGAGAAAAAGUUCAGGGAGAAGACUCAGAACCCCUGGUCCCAGCGCGCGAACUUCAAGCCGGUCAAUGGCAAGUACCACAUCGUGGAGACGGAGGACGCCGAGGGAGGGGGAGACGACCACGCACCGAUGGGGAAGCUCACGGAGGCGCAGAUCGGGAAGGGCCAGCACGUGCUUGACAAGCUUGACAAGGAGCUGAAGAAGAGCUCGCCCACCAGGUCACAGUUGGAGGUCCUGUCUUCCGAGUUCUACACCCUGAUCCCGCACAACUUCGGGCGGGCCCGGCCCCCAGCGAUCAGCACCCAGGAGAUGCUGGAGGCGAAGGUGGAACUCCUCAAGUUCUACCUCCGAAUGGGCUUCGAGGAGGUGGAGGAAGAUGCAGGACGCAGCCCCGUGAGCGGCGUGAUGGCGCUGCCAGUCCCGGCGUCGCUGGACGCGGCGUGCGGCGGCCUCUGCGCGAAGGGGCAGAUCGUCCAGAGCACCAAGAAAGGGGAGGAGCUCGCCAGAAGGCAGGCGGGCAGGCCAAGCACGGCCAUGGCCGCGUCGCUGUACGCCGCCAUCAUGUUGUACACGUCGAACGCCAUCUACCGCGACCUCAACCAGUGCCUUCGGGACGAGAACCGCGCGAAGCUGAAAAAGUACUUCAAGUACUUGAGGCUGUUCUUCGAGUCCAUGGACCACCUGCCGAAGCAGAAGCGGACGCUCUGGCGCGGGCUCUCGGUUGACCUGUUCGACAACCCGCAGUACCAGGUGGGGAACGUUGUCACAUGGUGGGGCAUUUCAAGCACAACUUCCGACAUGAACGUCGCCAAGAAUUUCGCCAAGGGAUGCGGCGGAAAGUGCACUAUUAUUCGCAAGUCGCUGACCGCCAGCGACAUCUCCGAUAUCACGUUCUACAGCAACGAGAAGGAGAGCCUGCUGGCCCCUGGAACGCAGCUGAAGGUGAUGAGCAAAAAGCGGAAUGGAAACGUCGCCGAGAUCAAGAUGAAGGAGGUUGGUCGUGCUAUCGGAUGAGGACUUCGAUUCAAUUGGUGGUUGGAACACAAAGGAAGCGUACGCAUUACACCACGCGCACUGAUAUCCCGUAGGGCCCUUCUUUUGUACAGGCCAGCGUGUGUGCAACACGCACGCGUGGAUGUUUUGAGCAUAGAGUUUGCCAGGGCAUUGGUUCUCCAGGAGAUUUCCGGAGUCACGAAGGUGAAGCUUGGCCCGUCGGGCGAUCAUAUCGGAAACAAGUUUUUUUUUUUUUUUGGUUUCGCAGGUGUCUUGGAGUUUAAGUGUGCACUUCUCACGUUCACCACACAUGUGGUGCAUUGCCGAUACCUAGCAUCCAGCGCAAGCCAAUGCCAACAAGGUAUUACCUCCUCCGUCGCAGUCGUAUUGCUUCAACAUCGGUCACAUACGCAUGUCAUACCCUCCGUAUCGCUUCUGCCGGAUCCAGCUGGAUGAGGUGGAUAAGCUGGGCGGUGGAACCGCGAUCUACUAGGUGAAGCCAUGGAUUUGCACCACAUGGUCGUUGCUUUAUGACGCUGUCGGUCACGGUACACCACGAGAACUUGAACACGUACGUAUAACGGCUCCGCUUCUCCUUCCCUUUUGUUCCUUUCUCCUCGAUCUUCUCUCCUCCCCCCUCCUUAAUACAAAGACGGAGGAGAAGAAGUGCACGGAAUUUGCCCCGCAUAUGAUAGAAGAGAGCAGCGUUGGUAGUAUAGGUCGGGCGCUAGUGCGCAAAGCGGCUCGUGCAGUCACUAGGCUCGAGGCCAUCGAUUUUUUCGUCGUAUUGCUCGGAUGCGGCAACAUGAAUGACCGCCCGCGAAAGCGGAGCUCCGUCAUGCCGCAAAAGGCUCCGUCACGCGGCGUUUUUAAUCCGUUUACUUCUCGCUUCUCGCCAGGGGGGGUUCUCCGAAGGGCUUAGGCGACCCUUUCUCCUCCUCCACCUCCUCCUCCUCCUCCUCGG